This is a messenger RNA of Rhizoctonia solani, 4422 nucleotides long. RefSeq names its product cytochrome P450 family protein. The record is from RefSeq and is a predicted model, not a curated record. Lineage: Eukaryota; Fungi; Basidiomycota; Agaricomycetes; Cantharellales; Ceratobasidiaceae. Gene Ontology annotation, molecular function: heme binding; oxidoreductase activity, acting on paired donors, with incorporation or reduction of molecular oxygen; monooxygenase activity. Bases 1 to 4422 code for a protein of 1473 amino acids. The transcript is spliced from 47 exons.
AUGCGGCUAAUCCGUGAAACAAAACCUGCACGAAACCCGGACGCGUUUUUGUUUAUCCCCAUGCUUGCGUGCGGCGUAGCUGCUAGGAACGAGAAAGAUCGCGAAACAUUCAAACAGCGGAUUCUUGCCGUUCGAGAGUGUUCAGUUCCUGGGAUCGUUGGGAACGGGGGCGUUCAUGUUCUCCAAGACAUCUGGGCGCGAACGGACCUUGAGGGUCGGCCUGCUAUCUGGGCAGACUUUAGCAUAUCGUAUAAACGGGUUGUUGAUAAGAUCUUUGUACUAUUCUUUUCUCCUUACACUCUUUGGCCGGCCUCCCUUGUGAUUAUUGGACUUGUCGUUCAUAUUGUCUCUCGUCGUCGCCGGCUUUUCAUUCAGCUCCCGGGUCCACCAAAUACGGCAUGGGUUCGAGGUCAUUUCUCGAGUCUCUUAGGCUCCCGUGGUGUUGAGUUUCAGGACGAGAUGGUUGCAGAGUAUGGUCCGACUCUCCGACUUUACGGUGGAUUUGGGGAGGAGCUCAUAUUCACGGUGGAUCCUUUGCUCAUACAUCAUGUGUUGGUUAAAGAACGAGCCAAAUUCGAUCGGCCCGUUGCCUCUCGACUACUUCUUCGUUCGGUGUUUGGUGGUGGUUUGUUAGCAAAAAGCGGUGACGAGCAUCGGGCUCAUCGAAAGAUGCCAAUUUUUAUGGGCAUUGCUAAACAAACUUGCGAGGGAAUAAAAAAAGAUAUUGCUUCAUCGAAGAAUCUUUCAAAAGAAAUCGACAUCUUCCCUUGGGCAACGCUUGCUGCACUUGAGCUAGUCGGAGAGGCUGGACUGGGAUAUUCAUUUAGCUCUUUCACUGGCGAGCGAAAUGAAUAUCAUACCGCGAUCAAAAGCGUGAUGCAGGUUCAUAGAACAUCUUCCCUUCGCCGUUGGGUACUGAAGCAUAUUCCACACCAUGAUAUUCAACAAUUACAACAUGCCGUAGAAAUUCAGAAUCAGCAAGCAGAGGAAGUAAUCCGCAAACGCCAAGCGCUUAUUGCGUCUGGUGACGACUUAUUGACUCAAGCUGGUCGUGGUCGGGAUAUCAUGACCCUAUUGAUGAAGGCAAAUGAAACGACGGGAUCAAAGUUUCAUGUUAGCCAACAAGAUAUGGUUGGACACAUGAAUACCUUUGUAUUUGCCGGUCACGAAACUACAAGUACAGCUGUGGCUCAUAUUCUUGAUAUACUUGCACAAAAACCUCGAGUUCAAGUGAAGUUGAGGGAGGAGAUCAAAGAAUACUUCGAGAAGAAUUCAAAUGAUAGUCACUAUGAUGACCUCCUUGAGUUACCCUAUCUUGACGGCGUUGUGCGAGAGACGCUUAGGCUGCAUGGGCCAGCCCCGUUCCUUAAUAGAAUAUGCGAAGAAGAUACAGUCCUUCCGCUCAAGUACGAAGUCAGGACACCUUCUGGCACGUUGACCAGUAUCCCAAUCAAGAAGGGUACUGGAAUACUUAUAGGCGUUUCUGCUUCGAACAAAUACAAAAGAAUUUGGGGUGAGCGUGCACAUGAGUACUUUCCUGAAAGGUGGAUUGGAAGCAAGAUUGAGGAUAUUCUGAAACCUGGAGCUCGUCUACCAGGAAUUUAUUCAUCCACAGCGAAGGACAUUGGUAUCACACUGGCUUCACAAGCAAAUCAACGGAAUAUUGAUUACAGCCCUGUUGUGUAUCUCGAGUUCAUCUACAUCUUUGUAGCAGAAAAUGCGAGAACCUGCUUCUUAUGUUCUUCAGGGAUCGUCGGGGGCCGCAUUUGGCUUGUCUCAUUCGUGAUCAUUGUACUCAUCACACAUAUCGUCUCUCGUCGUCGCAAGCUUUUGGUUCAGCUCCCAGGCCCACCACCUACUGGGUGGAUUAAAGGUCAUUUCUCAGAUCUCAUAGGUCCCCGUAGCGUUGAGUUUCAGGAUGAGAUGAUUGCACAGUACGGUCCAACACUCAAGCUUUAUGGAGGAUUUGGGGAAGAGCUCAUAUUCACAGCAGAUCCAUCAAUUAUGCAUCAUGUUUUGGUUAAGGAGCGAGCCGCAUUCAAACGGCCGGCUGGCGCGCAACUGCUCAUUCGCUCAGUAUUUGGAGGCGGUCUGUUGGCACAAAGCGGCGAUGAGCAUCGAGUUCAUCGAAAGCUUCUCAACCCGGUGUUCACGAUGAGAUUCUUACGAGAACUGGUAAAUGCUUUUGAUAACAUGCCAAUCUUUAUGGAUAUUGCUAAGCAGACUUCCGAGGGAAUAAAGAAAGAUAUCGCUUCGUUUAAGGGUCCUUCAAAUGAAGUUGACGUCUUCCCUUGGGCAACAGUUGCUGCACUUGAGCUGGUUGGGGAAGCUGGACUUGGGUAUUCGUUCAGUUCUUUCACCGGCGAGCGUAACGAAUAUAAUAUUGCUAUCAAGAGCGUCAUGCAGGUUUUUAGCAAGAUGGGCCCCUUCAUGAAAGUGCUUCCCUAUGUAUAUCGCAUGGGAACACCUUCAUUUCGCAGUUGGAUACUAAAACACAUCCCUCACAAUAACAUUCAACAAUUGCUACAUGCUGUGAGGAUCCAAAACGAGCAAGCAGAGGAAGUCAUACGAACCCGUCAAGGACUUAUUUCGUCUGGCGAGGAUUUGUCGAGUCAGGCUGGUCGCGGGCGGGAUAUCAUGACCUUGUUAAUGAAAGCAAAUGAAGCAACAGGGUCACAACACCAUGUUAGUCGACAAGAAAUGGUUGGGCAUAUGAAUACCUUUGUAUUUGCUGGGCAUGAAACUACAAGUACUGCUGUAGCCCGUAUUCUUGACAUACUUGCACAAAAACCCCGAGUUCAAGUGGAGCUGAGAGAAGAGAUUAGGAAAUAUUUCGAGAAAAACCUAAGCGAUACUAAUUAUGAUGGCCUCCUUGAGUUACCCUAUCUCGAUGGCGUAGUGCGCGAGACACUUAGGCUUCACGGUCCAGUCACACUCCUUAAUAGAAUCUGUGAAGAAGAUAUAGUCCUUCCACUUCACUAUCCAAUCGAGACGCCUGCUGGUAAACUGACUAGCAUCCCAAUCAAGAAGGGUACAAGAGUAUUUGCGACGAUUUCUGCUUCGAAUCGAUAUGAAAGAAUCUGGGGAGAGCGUGCAAAGGAAUACUUGCCAGAAAGGUGGAUCGAAAGCAAGAUUGAGGAGGUCACGCAGCCUGGAGUUCAUCUGCCGGGCGUUUAUUCAUCCAUGAUGACAUUUGGCGCGGGUUCCCAUGCGUGCAUCGGAUUCAAAUUUGCCAUCAUGGAGAUUAAGGUGAUGAUUGCUGAGCUCAUCAAGGACUUCAAGUUUGAGCCGUCUCAAGAAGAGCAUGACUGGGAGGGUUAUUCCGGAGACCGGUACUUCAUUCUACUGGAACGCGAAGCACCUGCUCAUACUUUGACUAAAGGGCAGGCUGUUUGGCUUUCAUGGUUUGUGAUUGUAGGGUUCAUUGUUCGCACGGUCUCGCGUUGGCGUAGGCUUUUGAUUCAGCUUCCGGGCCCACCAGCUACUGGAUGGAUUAAAGGUUUUCCUUGCCAUAUCGUAAUCAGUAAUACUCACAUUGCAUUUCAAGACGAGGUUGUUGAAAAAUACGGUCCAACACUCAAACUUUAUAGUGGAUUUGGGGAAGAGUUUAUAUUCACGGCAGAUCCGUCAAUCAUAUAUCACAUUUUGGUCAAGGACCGUGCUAAAUUUGAACGUACGGCUGGUGGUCGACUUCUACUUCGUUCGAUUUUUGGAGGUGGUUUGUUCGCACAAAGCGGUGAUGAACAUCGGACCCAUCGAAAGAUGCCGAUCUUUAUGGAUAUCGCCAAACAAACCUCUAACGGAAUCAUGAAAGACCUAAAUGAAUCCAAAAGCUCCACAAAAGAGCUCGAUGUUUUCCCUUGGGCCACAGCUGCUGCAUUGGAACUUGUUGGAGAAGCCGGACUUGGGUACUCGUUCAGUUCUUUCACUGGUGAACGUAAUGAGUAUAAUAUCGCUAUCAAGAGCGUCAUGCAGGUUCUUAGCAAGAUGGGCCCCUUCAUGAAAUUGGAUACUAAACACAUCCCUCACAAUAACAUUCAACAAUUGCUACAUGCUGUGAGGAUCCAAAACGAGCAAGCAGAGGAAGUCAUACGAACCCGUCAAGGACUUAUUUCGUCUGGCGAGGAUUUGUCGAGUCAGGCUGGUCGCGGACGGGAUAUCAUGACCCUGUUGAUGAAAGCGAAUGAAGCGGAAGGAUCGGAGUCUCAUGUCAGUCGGCAAGAAAUGGUUGGGCACAUGAACACCUUUGUGUUUGCUGGCCACGAGACUACAAGCACGGCUGUAGCCCGUAUCCUCGACGUGCUUGCGCAACAGCCCCGAGCCCAAGUGAAGUUGAGGGAAGAAAUCAGAGAGUACUUUGCGAAGAAUUCAAACGACACCAUUACGAUAGCCUCCUUGAAUUACCGUACCUUGACGGUGUAG